GGUUCACGGCUGCUGACGGAUCAUGUUUUGAAGUGGGCAAAAAUUGAAUGUGUUAUUUUUGUGAUGAGUGUUCGUAUUAAUUGUAAGGUAAAUUUUUGUAAUUAUUAUUAAAAACAAACUAUUAUAUUUCUUGUUCCUUAAGGCUACGUUGAAUUUGAGUUUCGCUGCGUCUAGAACCUACACAAAGAUUGCCUAGGUGGCAACUUUUGAUGUCACAAUUUUAGAUUAACUUCUUUAUUUUCGUUUCCUUUUUCCAUUUACACUGCUGUUAAUACAAGAAUGGUUGAUACAAGAUGUAGUAAGUUGAAUAAGAAAUGCAUUAAUCUUAUAUGUGAACAUAACUGGCUUAGAAUAACUAUGAAAAUUUGUGUAUUGCCAAGAUAAUCAAAGCAUCUCUUCAAUAAGUACAAAUUAUUCUAUGAACUUAACUAUACGAUACGAUAAAGUGUUAGAACAGGUAUUUUAUACUUGCAUUUUUAUUUGAAAUGUAUUUAGGAGUAAAAAUAAUAAUAAAUAGUUUUACUUAUAAUAAAUUCUAUUCUAUUCUAUUUUUGUAAAGGCUGGCUGUUCUCUCCUUAGACAAUUCCGCCAAUGUCAGGGUUGAGUACUACAGAUGAUCAGUUUUUUUUUCCAGUUUUACGCAUCUUUCACUAUUGGCCGGUUGAGUGACCUAAAAGGGUUAUAUAAAAAGGUUAUAGACAACACAAUGACAAACACAACAGUUACAGAUAAAAGCGUUAGUAAUAAAUGGGAGUUUAAAAGUUACAAUUUAAUUUUAUUGGUGUGUAUAUACUUGGCAAGGACUUGGAUGAAGGGAGAGUCCACCAUGGUUAGUAAGUGGUUUACAUUCACAGGGCGGGCGAUUUUUAGGCAGUAUAUCAUAAGAAGAGAUGGUAUUUUUUAGGCAAUUGAAAAAUAUGUGAUCGACGUUUCUUUCGUCAAGACCACAUUUGCAUAACGAUUGGUCCCUAACCCUAAUUUUCUUUAAGAAGACUGGGAGCAUAUGUGACCAAGACGUAAGCGAAUAAUGGUAGAAGUGGAGAUUUUAUCCAAGAAGCGGUAUUUAAAAAACCACGGCUUAGAGGGAAGAAACUUCUACAGAAGGCUGCAGACUUCUAUAAUGUUUCCCGUUAAACUGUGAGGAGUCGUCCCAGUGUGCUGACCAUUCGCAAUAUGAUUCAGCUUUAGCUUUACUUCUUAGAUCUUGGGCAAAGCAUUUAUCAUAGAUUGGGCAACCCAUCGUUACAGCCUCUUUUGCAAGGCUGUCUGCCUUUUCGUUACCUUUAAUGCCAGAAUGACCAGGGAUCCAUGAGAGGGCCACAUUUAUAUUUUGAGAACGGCAGUUAAACAGAAGUUCUCGGAUUUUUAGAGUUAUAUAAAAAUUUUGCCUGGCAUGUAAAGGGAAUUUUAAAAUAUCAUCUAAAACACUUCGGGAGUCUGUGAAAACUAUUGAUUUGUUAAGUUUUUCAGAAUGGACUUUAAUAUAUUUAAUAGCUUCAUAUAAAGCAAUGGCUUCUCCUGAAAAGGAGGACAGUUCUGGACGGCAUUUAAAGCUUAAGAUUAUUUGAAAGCGAGGGAUCCAAACAGCAGCACCUACAGCUUCUCCAUUAGUGAUUUUAGAGGCGUCGGUAAAAAUCGGGGUCCAGUCAGUCCAUUCUUCUGCGAUAGUUUUGUUAAAAAUUCUGUCGGCGCCAGGUUCGUUUUUGUUAAUAUUAAAAAAGGUUAAAAUGUUUGGUUCGAAUAUUAGUGUCUCAUAAUUUACAUUUAAUGUUGGGUUUCCGGGAAAUUGUGCCAUAGGGGACCAUUGACCAACUUUUCGUAACUGUUAGCUAAGCGGGCAGGGGUUUUAUGUAUCCAGUAUUUAGAAUUAGUAAUGAGAUUGGAAAGCUGACAAAGUCGAGAAAGCAGUGGGUGGUUAGAGUUUUCAGCAAUUUUAAACAGGUAUCGAUCUGACAAUAAUUGUCUACGGAUAUUAAGAGGAGGAUCCCCCGUUUCUACCUGUAGGGCAUUUGUCAGAGACGAUCUCAUUGCACCUGCGAUUAUGCGGAGACACCUAGACUGUAUUUUGUCCAAGGAAGAAAGGGAAGUCUUAUUGCAGGGUUCGAGUAAGAAGGUACAGUAAUCAAAAUAACUUCGAACUAUUGCGUUGUACAGAAGUUUUUGGCAGUAUGGAUGAGAACCCCACCAGAUACCUGAGAGGGCUCUGAGGACAUUAAUGCUUUUCUCACAUUUAUUAUUGAUAUAAUUGAGUGAGGAGACAAACGAGAAUCUAAUAUAAGGCCUAAAAAUUGAGUUUCGUCUGUGCAUAGCAAUUCUUCCUCGCCCAAGACAAUAGGGGCGUAGGGAAUUGUUCUUUUCCGAGAAAAAACCAGUACAUUACUUUUGGAUGGGGCUAAGGAUAAACCAUGUUCAGUUAAGUUGAAUAGAGCAGUCUUGAACAGAGUCUGAUGCGGAAUAUUAGAGCUAUUGCACGAUGUCACAGAAGCUCUCAACACAUUUUUCUAGGUCGGCUGUAUAGAAGUUAUAGAGGGUGGGGCUUAGUACUGAUCCUUGAGGGAGCCCUCUCCAAACCAUUUUGGGUGGAAGAAGACAACCCUGAAGGCGAACUGAGAUGGAGCGUGCAGAAAGCAUGUUAAAUAUGACAUUGAUCAUCCUCACACGAAGACUCAGCUGAUACAUUUUCUGCCUGAGUAGCGGAAGAAGUACAGAGUCAUAGGCUGAUGUGACAUCAAGAAAUACACCGACCAUAUCUUGCUUUCUAGAGAAGGCGAGGCGAGCAUCCGAAAUGAAUAUACUAAGAUUGUCCAUGGUACCCAUGCCCUUCCGGAAUCCGUACUGUGUUUUUCCUAAAAUAUUAUUAUGUUCAAGUAUCCAUUCGAGUCUAUUUUUAAUGAGUAGCUCCAUGAUUUUAGCUAGCACCGAGGAUAGGGCAAUAGGUCUAUAAGAAAACGGAUCGUUAGGAUUUUUAUUUGGUUUUAAAAUUGGGAUAAUUAUUUGGUGCUUCCAGGAGUCAGGAAUUAUGCCUGAAUCAUAAAUUUUGUUAAGGAGAACCAGAAAAAAUACUUUAGAGUUUUGACGAGGAGUCACGUAAAUGAGUGAGAACUGAAGAUAAUUCAUUAAUGGAAAAAGGGUCAUCAAUAUGAUUGUGCAAAGAUAUUGAGUGAGAUAGGGGAACGUUGUUGUUUUCAUAAAAAUCUUUAUCUGGGACAAAUGGAGGUGCCAGUCUAUCCAUGAAUUCCUCGAUCCAAGCAGAGGAAUCUUUUGAAGGUGGCGGGUUAUCCGAAAAAGACCCUCUAAAUUUUUUUAUUUUUUCCACAUUAAUGAUAGUGGUGCUUGUGGAGAUAUGCUUUCACCAAAUGAUGUCCACCCUUUACGUUUUUUACUUCUGAAAAUUUUUUUGGAACAAACUUUAACUCUUUGAAAGUUUAGGUAGUUGUCAAGGCUUAAAUCAUUAAGAUAUGUCUGCUCUGCUUCGUUGCGUUGUCUAAUAGCCUGAGUACAAUCAGAGUCCCACCAAGGUGGAGAGGAUCUAUUCCGGCCAGGUGUUUUUUUUUUCAGAGGGAUUGAUAAUUCUGCAGCGGAGAGCAAGGAAGAAACAAAUUCAUUGUAAAGGUGAUCAAAAUUUUAACUAUCUAGCGGAGGCAAUCUUUUUAAUUUUGAGUCCAGUAUAUUGCGGAAUCAGGGCCAAUCUGCUUUUUCAAGUAUAAAUUUACGUAGAAGAGGGUAGGGAUCAGAAGAUAUUUGGACCUGAUGAGUGAAUGAAAUGAGGAUUGGAAGGUGAUCACUUCCAUGAGAGCACGCUAAGACGCGCCAGAUAGCACUUGUUGAGAGGGAUGGGGAUACAAGGGAAACGUCGACGGCGCUAGUUGGAGAGGAGAGGUGCGGCGAGUAGGGGAGCCAUCAUUUAGAAGGCAAAGAUUGACGUUAUCCAUUAAGGCUAAGAAUUGGGAAGACAGUGAGUCGCAUAAAGAGGAUCCCCAUAAGGUAUGAUGGAUGUUAAAUUCUCCUAGAAGUAUAGAAGGGCCCGGGAAAGAGGAGAGGAUAUUCUCUAAGGAGUCUAGAAUACUAGUAGAGGGCUGAGAGAUAUACACAGAAAAGAUAUUAAUGCCAAUGAUGCUUACACCUGUAAUAUAGACGCCGGAGUGUUGAGGUAUGGGGAUAGAGACAUAGGUGAGAGAGCGGUUUACAAGAAGUGCGCAGCCCUGAUAGCCAUUAGGACCAUCAUCUCGCAAGCAUGCCAAUGAAAACCUACAACUUUUUUUUGUUUCUUCAAUAGCAAAAACAUGUAUAUUGUAAAGAUUAUCUAGAUUAGUUUAUUCAAAUUUUUUAUUCUGUAUACUUCUACUGUUCCACUGGAAAAUAUUUAGGUCCAUUAUUAAGGGUUGUAUAUAGAAAUCGGUACAGUAUUUCUGUGCCAUUGUACGGUAGGAUAUCGUUAAAACGGGUUAAACAGUUUAGAAGGAGUUUCAUUAAUAGAUCGGCAAAGUUGUCGUUGGCAGACUCUUCAUAGUCUGCUUCUGCAGAUGCAUUGAGAGCACAGCCAUUAUGUUGGCUGGAUUUAGGUGUGCUAGUGAUAUUUCUAUGGGCUUCAGUAUCAUAGCCAUUACCCAUAGUUGGUUUCGGAGAGCGUGGAAUGUGUAGAGUUUUUUUGUAUGAUGAUACAGAUGGGCGGUUAGGGGACUUUAUAGUUUUUGAGAGGCGUGGCUCAAAAUGCUUCUGGGAAGGGGACAUUGGGGAGGAGGUCAUAGAGUGAGGUGAGGCUGAUCUUAAUGUAUCAGCAAAGGUGCGACGAAUAGGGCGGAAUCGGAGGGAUGCUUCGGAAUAUGGGAUAUUUUCUUCUGCCAUGACUAACUUAAUUGAUUUUUGCCUACUGUGCUCUGGGCAGCUAAAGCUUGUGGCCAUAUGGGGGCCCGAACAGAAUAUACAUGAAACUUUAUCUUCUGGGACUGAGCAAGAGUCACCAGGGUGAUUUUGGGUACAUUUAUAGCAUCUUGGCCUUGAUCUGCAUUGGGCCUUAAGGUGGCCAAAACGACAGCAGGAGUUACACUGUAUUGUCGGUAAUUGGUAAAUUUCCACAGGCAGGGAAGCAUUAAAACAGUAAACUUUCUCAGGAAGCUUCUGUCCUAUAAAUGAGAUUACUACUGUCUGAGUAGGGAUCCAUAAAGUUUCACCGUUUUGGACAGAUUUUCUGUUCAGCCUCCUUGCUUUAUAAACACGGGAAUUAGUCUGGGGACAUUCAAUAUUACAAACUAAUUUUUCCAUGGACCAGUCAAUGGGGAUGUUCCGUAAUAUGCCCUGAGAGUCACAUGAAAGGAGGGGAUUAAUGCACACAACUUUUGGUCAUUCAGGAUAGGGUUUGUGAUGAAAUUGUUUGCAGAGUCAGCAUCCAUGAAUUCUACCAAAAUUCGAUUGCGUCCUGAUGACUUUAUACCUUCCUUUACAAUGCCAGAGACUCUGUUUUUAUGUAGAAAUUGAGCAAACUUAAGCAGUCUCAUAGUAAGACCAGUUGCUGGAUCGGGUUCAGUUUUAGAUACAUGAACAAUGAAAGGGGCCAUAUCUGUUUGAGAGUAUAUGAGUUUAGAACCUUCCGCAAACUCCGGGAUGAUAUAAGAAUGCUGUUUGGAAGCACUUGAAAUGACCGAUUUUAUUUUGGCCGGGAUAUCAGUCGUCUCAGGACAUGUUCUCUUACGAGAAAUAUGGUCUAUCAUUUGGCCAGCGCGACCGCCGCCCCCGUCAGGGGGCACAUUAUCUACGUCCAUCUACGCUACAAAACACGCCACAAAACACUUACCAGUAUUAGUAAAACACACGCCACGUACAAAAACACACAAAAUAUUAGUCAAUCAACCGUAAUUCGUUUACUUUUAUAAGAAAAAAUAACCCCGCACGUGUAGUAAACAAGUACCCAACAAGCAGAAUCCUAUUUAAAAUCCUAUAAUAAAGUCAAUAGGUUAGUUUACUAGCUUACUAUGACAAAUGUUGACUAUAAUGGGUACCUGCGAUUUGGCUUUGAUAAAUAAAAUAUUAAGUACCCUAUGUAGUCGUUUUUUUAUAAAUUAGAGGGUAGAUACUCCUAUUACACAUUACUUUGCUAUCAUCUAGUUUCUGCCUGAGCAGAUAAAAUCUGAAAGCCAAUGGCUUUUAGGAUCUUCAGAACUGGUUUAAUUAAUCAUAAAUUAGUUUUCUAUGGAUUUUUAUUGUGAAUACCUAGUUAAUAAUAUUAUAUUUCUUUUUUUGUGUUAAUACUUUUUACUUUAUUUUAGUUUUAUGUAAUAAAAAUUUGGAAUGAAUAAAUGAAUGAAAUUAUACUUUAUUAAAAUUGACUUAUUGAAAGCUCUUUUGAAUUGUCCUAUAUUUUUUCCUACCACUCAUUCAGGACAUCUUUUAACUGAUAAGAAGAAUGGGCGCAAGAAACUCGUCAGCAAUUAACAGAAGUAACAACAGUUACAAAAAAAAAUCAUGUCAUAUCAAUCAUAUUUUCUUAAUUGUAGUGGUUGGAUUUAAAUUAUAUACUGCAGCAACCACAUAACAGUCAGUUGCAAUGUUGCAAAAUUAUUAUACACAUUUUCACUUAGAAUGCCAAUCCAGGCGCCUCAGUGGACGGAUUAUCUCAACUGUCCGGUGUGUUGCCGCGAGUUCGGCGCACCACCGCGGAGCCCUAUCAGCCUCGGCUGCGGCCACACACUCUGUAGACACUGCCUCAAACACCUGCAUCGGAAACAAUGCCCCUUCGACCAGACUGUGAUCCAAAUGGAGCCCGAGGAUCUUGUGGUGAACACGGCUCUGCUCCAGCUGGCCGGGUACACGCCGCCCGUUCAACCGUACCACCCGCCCUGCAUUCAAGCGCUGACGGACUACGACAGGCAGUCAUAUGACGUUAUAGUGCGAUGCAUGGAAAACCUAGCCGUCUUCCUCAAGUACAGUGGCACUGCGAACAACAGCGCGGUGGGCAGUCGACUGUCCCGGCCGAUGCAGCGCAAGUUGGUGACCCUGCUUCAGUGCGCCAUGACCGAUGAGGAGGGCAGAGGAAGAGCGGCGAGGGCGGCUCGCUCGCUCGGAGAGAGGACCGUCACUGAGCUUAUAUUGCAGCACCAGAAUCCUCAGCAGUUGAGCGCAAACUUGUGGGCGGCGGUGAGAGCGCGCGGUUGUCAGUUCCUUGGACCGGCGAUGCAGGAGGAGGUCCUGAAACUCGUUCUUCUUGCGUUGGAGGACGGGUCUGCCUUGUCGAGAAAGGUGUUAGUGAUGUUUGUAGUCCAAAGAUUAGAGCCACACUUCCCACAAGCAUCUAAGACUAGUAUAGGCCACGUCGUACAGCUCCUGUACAGAGCUUCCUGUUUUAAGGUAUCGAAACGCGAGAGCGACUCCUCGUUGAUGCAACUCAAGGACGAGUUCCGCACAUACGAGUCACUGAGGCGGGAACACGACGCCCAGAUAGUUCAAAUAGCCACCGAAGCGGGCCUGAGGAUCGCCCCGGACCAGUGGAGCGCCCUGUUGUACGGCGAUACGGCGCACAAGAGCCACAUGCAGAGCAUCAUAGAUAAACUGCAGACGCCUCAGUCGUUCGCCCAAUCGGUGCAAGAAUUGUUCAUAGUGCUGCAGAGGACCGGCGACCCGGCGCAGUUGGUCAUUAUGAGCAGGCAUCUGGAUCGUCUAGCGGGCAUCGACGCUAGUCCAGACGCAAAGAGUCCCACGUGGCAGCAGUUGGCGGAGAUCAUGUCGUCACUUAAAGAGGCCGUCUCCGGGCUGGUGCACUACCUGCAGCAGCAGGCCACGGGUCGCGACUCCAACCACAACCAGAAGCUGGCGGUACCCGACCGGUCCGUCGACGCGUCCACCAGUCAGCCCAGUCCUCAAACGGCUGCGUCUACACCAACCCACAACAAGUACAAGGUGUCUAUGUGCCGGGACGCGGCCGCGCGGUCAUUCUGUCCCAGGGGAAAUUCCUGCACCUUCGCCCACUCAGAGGAGGAAAUGGAAAGAUACAGAUCAAUGCCGAACACAUCGCUCGCCACAACGAACGGCAAUUACACUUACAUCACCGCGAUGCCGGCGCCGAUGCCGCUGCCGACGCAAAUGCCGCAAGUGGUGCCGCACUCGAUGCCGCAAGUCGUGCCGCAACCGAUGCCAAUGCCGCCCGCCGUAUACCCGCGCUACCAGCACCCCCACCUCGACAACUACGCAUCGCCUACAGUUGCAACUAUACCGCCGGCUCAGGCCCUGCCACAAGAAAUGUUAUCGAACUCCGAGUACUCACAGGAGAACCAGCACGCUGUCGACAGCAUUUCCCCUACAAACUACGCCACCGCAAUAAUCCACAGUCAGCCUGUGAGCAUAAACCAAAACGGCCUCGUGAUAUCAGUGCCCGAGCGUUACUACAGGCGUUACAGUAACAUCGUUCCCAUAGCGGACGACCCGAACGUCGGCUUUCGAUCCGAAUACCCCGUGUACCAACCCAACGCUGGCAUGCCCUUCCAAGGCGAAAUGUCUUACCACGGAGAAGUACCUAUUACGUACCAAGGGGAGGUCCCAAUGCCGUACCAGCCGGAAGUGCCGAUACAAUACCAGAGUGAAGUACAAAUGCAAUAUCAAGGGGAAGUACCGAUGCCCAACAUUUAUGUGCCAGUUCAUGAGCCGCAAAGAAACAUGAGCCCCUACUCGUUUGACGAUCUAACGUCGGAGUUGGUGCAAGAUUACCGCGUGAAGCCGCCUGCUUAUACGUCGGUGCCGCGCGAGCGACACCCGGACGCCGCCGGCUGGGUGCCAAGCGACGUGUUUAACUUUGAUGGAAUGCGGAACGCUAUUAUAACACACUGUUCUGGCACGCAAGAAGAAAUGUUCAACGUAGGGGGGGAUAGGCGAGCAGUAGGCGCGGACCGAAUGCCAAUCGUAGGACAAACGCCAGUAACAGACAUCGUCAACAGGGCGGACGAUCAAGAGUUAGAAGAAGAGUUGCAAGCGCUGGAGCGUCGCAUCGACACCGAGUUCAAGAGUGCAGACUAACGUCGGGCCAUAAACACCCCGCGACGCAGGCUUCGCCCUUAUUACCGAGCGGUCAGGCCGAGUAUCGCAUAGCAAAUCCUACCAAAUAGUGAGACAACACACCUCUACAGUUCUACCGAAAGACUUAUAUAUACCUUGUCCAAAAUCUUAUUCCGUGGUUUCUAAAUUUUAUGUUUGUUGUACAUUUUUAGUAUUGACGGUUAGGUUGUCGAGUACUCAUCUUGGGUACUAAUCUCUUACUUACUUUUCUUACAGAACUAAGUUAUUUAUUCUUAGCCAACAUGAGUAUUUUGUUCCUGUGUCUCGCAAUUAUUUUAUGUUGUAGGAAAAGUAUGUUGUUCCUUUAAAAAUCGACACAUUUCAGUAAUCCAGCAAGUACUUUAUUCGUUUUCAAUAUAAUAAGUGUUUCGGUUGGUUGGUUUCCUCAAAUCAAAGUUUUUAUUUCACCUUGUUAAAACUUAAUCUUGUUUGUUCAUAAGUUAUUCAGACGUUAUAGGCUGUGUUUAGUUGGCUAAACGAUUAAUGUUUAGCAUGAAAACGACGUUGGAUAUUAAAGUCCGGGAAUUUCUCUAUUGUUAUCUUGAUUAUGCUAUUCAAAUCGGUUAUAACUUCAGGAUAUGACUAUAAGAACUAAAUUUUAAUGGCAGACUUCGUAGGUACUAAAACAAAUCUUUAUCGCCUUCCCAAGUCAUUGUUCUCCGAUGUACGUCGUAUAGCAUAGGGAUUUUCAAGGCAUGAGUGAAAAGACAUUGUUUGAGUAUGCUGCUCCUGCUUAGACCACGUAAUUGCUUCAUGCCUGAUGUGAAUGCAAUAGUGAUCAAACACUUUGAAAUCUGUAAUAUAAAAAGUAUGUUUAUCCCAGAAAAUUGUGAAGCUUAUUUUUAUAUUUUAUUUAAUCUUUAUUGCCUUGACAAUGCAAAUGGCGAACCUGAUACCCCUUAUUAAUAAACGAAGACUACGCAUGGAUUAGUUACUCCAUAUUGUGUCUCUGUCUAUUGAAUGACAAAUGGCAUUUAAGUGACAUAAACAAAAUACGGCGUAAUUAGUCUAAGCUUAUUUCUUGUUUAUUAAUAUCGGGGCCACAGACAUAUAACUAGUAGCAGACGCACAUUCAGUUUUAAACAGCGUGGCAAAUACACACACAUUGAAACUCACCAAAGCAUGGGCCGCAUUUAGAAUAAUGGAUUUCAUUAUUGUUUCAUGAAAUACCUAUCCGAAUAGAUAGGUCCUAAUGUGAUGUCCAUGCUAAUAAUAUUAUAAAUGUAAAAAUCUGCCUGUUUAAUAUCUUUAUGGCGAAUUUAGCCAGGCGAAAUAGCUGAACCGAUAAUGAUGAAAUUGAGCACGGAGAUAGAAUUAACCCAGGGAAAGGACAUAGGUACAAUUAGGAAAAUUGAAAUAAAAAUUUAAGGCAUAGUUUUUAUCUAUUUAUUUUGAAAUAAUACAAUUGUUUUUAGAAAAUUUCUCUGAGAGUAAGAGUAAAUUAAGUAUUUGGUUGCCAAUCUUGAAAUUUCAUAUAUUUUAACCAUGCAUUCCAAGUACUUUCAUCAUUUGGAAACCUAGAACAAAAUUGUUUAUGUGGUUAUUUGGGUAAUAUACCUACCGAUGCCAAUGUUCCAAGAAAUAUGUUUAGCUAGUCUGUAAUAGGUACCUAUCUAUUUACGUUCUUGAUUGCAUUCACAUUCAAAAUACAAUGCAAUGCAAACAAAAUUAAUGCCGAGAAACUUUGAUACCGAGUCCGUCCUCUGUUAUGGCAACAGUACUUCAGUUGUCAGAAUUGGAAUUUCCUAUCAUGAUUUAUCCUAAUUACUUCUAUUUCUUUACUUUAGGAUAUUAGUUUUCACCGGUAGUACCUUAGAUAAAUAAUCCUACGUAAAAAAUGUUACAUGUUACGAUAAUAUUUAAAUAAGCUUCGAAAUGACUCAAAGACAUUUCAGUACACAACAAAGACACAUAAAAACUUACUGAUGAAACGUUACACCAGGAUUAACGUGCUAUCUAUAUAUAUGUGAAAAGUGCUAUCUACAAAUUCUAUUGUAGAUAGCACUUUCACAUCGAUACGCACUGUACUUGACCGUAGUAAUUGAAUAAUCUCGUUUUGUAAUAUAGUUUCAUCAAAGCAAUAUUCUUAAUAAACACCGAAAAGUCGCAUGUCCGAUAAGUUAUGAAUAAAAUGGCAGCGAGGAAUAAAAAUGACACGCGUUGACAUUUGUUGAUGUGUGAGUCAGUAUUGCAAUAGAUGGAAGAAUGAGAUGCCACUAUCGAGUUGUAGCUGAGUACAAAAGGGAUAAAAGAUCAUGUUUUGAUUCAUAAAUAUAACUAGGUUUUAUGUUCCGUCUGCUAUAGUAUUAUAUGUCUGUGGUAUGAGCAUACUCUUUAGUUAUUUUAACUCGUCGCAUAAAUUUGCUUGCCGUGCCUGUAUACGCAGAAACUUACGUAUGUAAAUUAUACCCAUGUUAUAUUUAUUGUUGAGAUUCAUAAUAUUUAUUAAUUUAUUUAACUUUCAAAAAAGUUACACUUCGCGUAAUAUCGAGCACGACAUUACUGGACCUCAUUUCUUUACAAAAUAAGCUUUUACAUGCUUAUAUUUUAAUAAAUAUUGUAGUUUUAAGCUAAGCAGAUAUGCAUUCUAAUGUCUGUAAUAUAGUCAAAAUUAGUUAACGGCAAAGACCAUUUAUAGAAAAAUCGUUGAUUUGACUCCUUUUUCCACGCGCGAUUAUAAUUAUAUAUUUUUUAUGCGAGUUCCUGAUUUAUUUAUUUUUUCAUAUUUAUUUUGUUGCACCUAACUUACCUUGCCAUUGGGUGUAUGUUAUGUGUGAGUUAUCUUUUUUGUUUUAACAAUACGAAAAUUUUCCGUUAUGAAAUCUCCGUUAUAACAUAUUGCAUUAUUGUCAUAAGUAAAAUUUAGUUCAUAAUACAACAUUUGGUAGAAAAAUAAUGAAAAUGUAUUUUAAUUUACAUUGAUUUACGUGUGACGUACAUAAAGUGGUAGAUUAACUCUAAUACAUUACUAAUAAUGAUUAUAUUCACAGCACCCAUUUGGUACAAAAUUGAACUUGAUCAGGUUAUUAAUCUCCAUUGAUGAGGCCCAGGACUUCUCUAUGAGUAGAAAAGAGAGAAUGAGACAAAAAAUGCCUGGUUUAAACUAAUCUCCGAUUUUAUUAGAAUCUAAUCAUUUAUUGCAAUUGGACAGUAAACAUGUUGUAAAUGCAUUCGUCAACAUGGAUACUAAAUAAAACUAAUAUUACUCAGAAUAUUUUGUAACUAUAAAUCUAUCUAGUUGAACGUUAGGUUUAAAUUUGACUGAAUGCGGUGUUUCCUCUUAUGUUUCGUUAGGUUUAUCGCAUAUAUAGAUUAAUAUGCGCAUAUUAUUUAUUAUAUUUAAUUAGUGAUAUUUCAAAAUCAAACAAGUACCGUCUGUGACAUCACCCUAUUUAGUUAGUUUGCAAAAUAAGUUAAUCUAUCCGUUCAUAUAGUCAGAAUGGAUAUUUUAUCGGAUUAAUAGUACGGAUUAAGAACGCUAAUACUCAUGUUAAUAAAUGAAAUGGUAUUGUUUUGUUUAUUACCAAGAUAGGAAUAGCAUUUUAUACUAGGGAUUUUGAACAUUUACCUAAAUCACAAAAUUUCAGUAGCACUCGGCCUAAAGUCCUAAAUAGAAAAGUUCAUUUUAUAAACUUAUUAUUCUCUUUGUCUAAGGCCCAUUUAUGGUAGAUUUUGUACCGCAUCUUACUUAUCUAUAUCAAGUGUAGGAACUGAGAAGGCUCAUUGAGCCAUUGAUUGCUAACAAUAAGUAAAUCACAAAUCACCUAUUUACAAAACGUAACCUAAAAUUAAACCAGGGGCCCAUUCGCCUAACGGAAAUGCUUUGG
Messenger RNA from Chilo suppressalis (striped riceborer), 12866 nucleotides. Lineage: Eukaryota; Metazoa; Arthropoda; Insecta; Lepidoptera; Crambidae. The record is from the annotation of a GenBank genome assembly.